Molecule: messenger RNA, 3376 nt
Organism: Syngnathus typhle (broad-nosed pipefish)
Lineage: Eukaryota; Metazoa; Chordata; Actinopteri; Syngnathiformes; Syngnathidae
Gene: cog1
Product: component of oligomeric golgi complex 1
Exons: 15
Coding region: 171-3098 (975 amino acids)
Biological process (GO): intra-Golgi vesicle-mediated transport
Cellular component (GO): Golgi apparatus; COG complex
Source: RefSeq, a predicted model, not a curated record
UACACACUCGUACCCUCGACGGGCCCGCCCAAUUAAAGGGCACAAGUGUUACGCGUAAGUAUUUGGAAAGGACAGAAGUAAACAAAGCGUUACGUGGAAGUCGGAAGUGUACGCUAUUUCUCUUCCGGUUUAUACUUCUCCGUCGCUGUAGAAGUUGUUUCGAAGAAGCAAUGUCUGAUGAACCGGCAUCGUCUCUCCGGAUAUCGGAAAUCAAGGAUCCGGUGAUCUUGUUCGAGCGCUACAACACCGAAGACAUCCGCGGCAUUGAGCGGAAAGUCCGCGGGGAAAUCGAGCAGAAAAGGGAGGAACUGAGACAGAUGGUGGGGGAGCGCUACCGGGAUCUGAUUGACGCCGCCGACACAAUCGGAGAGAUGAGGGAGAGCUCGGCGAGUGUUGUCCAGUCCAUCCAAGACAUGUAUCAGUACUGCCACCGACUAAAGCAAGGCAAAGUCUGCGUCAGCAGCCACAUUCCAGAGAGGCAGUGGCAGGACAGUUUUUACACUAUGGCCUCUCAGAUUAAGCUCUUAUUGGAGAUUCCCGAGCGCAUCUGGAGCGCCAUGGAGGCCUCCCAGUACCUUCAGGCAACUCGUCUCUACCUGCUGUGUUGUCGUCUGCACGGUCUCCUUCAGUUGGAAGCUGGCACAGGGGGUCAUUACAGUCCUGCCCUGACCCGCUUCCCUAUCCUUGUCCGCCAAGUAGCCACAACUGGUCACUUCAGGUCCACCAUCCUUUUAGACAGUAAGUCUCUGUUGCGGGGUCGUGCAGUGUCUGACCAGGCCAUUGCCGAGGCCCUCCUGUCCACGAUGCUGCUGGAGGACAGCUCCCCGCGCCAGGCACUUGCUGAUUUCUUGUUAGCACGAAAAGCUUCCAUCCAUCAGUUGCUCAACCAGCCCCAACAUGGUGCGGGUAUCAAGGCUCAAGUGUGCAGCCUCGUAGAACUGCUGGUGACCACUUUGUUCCAAGCAUAUGCUGUUUUCUACAUGCACCCUGAGGGGGGGCCCAGGCCAGGGGAGGAAACCCUCAGCUGUGGCCUUUUGUUUUCCAUCCUGGAAAAUGUCACGUCAACUGCAUCGGCAGCUAAAGAUAAGAAUGUGCUUCAGGACGACACAAGUACAGGCAGCUGGUUGAAGUACCUGCCCCCCUCUGUCACGGAGUUCCAGCCGACGCUUCGCACACUUGCGCAGCCAAUCCAAAGAGAGCAGCUGCAGGACACCUUACAGCAGUGGAUCAAUACAUGUAAGGAGGACAUCUGCCAUGGUGUUGGUAGCCUUCUGGUCUAUGUGAAGAGCCUGAAGGGACUGGCAGCUAUUAGAGACGCUGUUUGGGACCUCCUCUCCGCUGAUUCCAUCAGUCAGCAUUGGAACACAGUAUGCCAGCGGCUGCUCGAAUGCCGUCUGGCCAUCUGGGAUGACUUCCUUCAACAGCUCUUCCUUCAACGCUUGCAGGCUAUAACCAAGGAAGAAACCGAAGAGAUCUCAACGAGCUCGGUGCAGCUCCUUACCUCAGCUGUGAGGGAUCUUGAGGGACAGACAUCCAAUAGUCGGGAGGCCCAGUAUGAAGUAGACGUGUCUUCCUAUUUGUGGUCGGAGUCUCCGGGAGACCUGCCGAGUGAUGCAGGUUGGGUCAGCGUGGCCCAGAGGGGGGAACAGCAGCAAAGAAGCGGUUUGGCCAUGAAGACCCAGGCGCUGACACCCUGCGUUCAAAACUUUUGCUCUUCCCUGGACGCUAAGCUGAAAGCGCGGCUUGAUGAUCUCCAACACUACCUUCCGUCCAAGGAGUCAGGCCCAGACGCCCUAUCAGUUCCAAUUUCAUCAUCAGGACCUACAGAGGGCUCGUCAGCAUCCUCCUUCAACCGCUUCACCGACACGCCGGCAGUGGAGGAGGCUUUACGAGACGGUUGCCUGACCUGCGUUCACCACAUUCUCUCCGCCGUCCGUUCCGAAUUAGCUACAGUUUCGCCAGAGCCCAGCCCAGCCAGACUGAAUUCAGUCCUUUUCAUGGCAAGGUUGUGUCACUCUAUGGGGGAGCUGUGCCCCAAUUUGAAGCACUGCAUAUUGGGACAACAGAGUGGCUGUGAGGCCAAAGUGACUCCGAGGCAGAGCAAGAAAUUGGGCAAAACAAGGGCAGCCCCACAGGUCAGCGCUGCUCAGGCCAAGUGGGCAAAACUGAAAGAGGAGCUUCUCGACUGCAGCAUGGAGGCCUACCACGUCUGGAGCUCAACUCUCUCAAAAAGGUUGCUGGAGAAGUUCCGUACAGCUCUUCAUGCAGAUACCGCCGGUGCCAUCUUAACAAACGCGACAAACUGGGAAGAUUUCGAGAUCCAAGAGGAGGCCGAGUCAGGGAGCAACGUUACAUCCAAAAUUCGUCUUCCUGUCCAGGCAUCAUUGUUUGUCCAGUCGCUGCUCUUUGAGCUGUGUGUUGAAGUGAACAGGGUCGGGGGUCACGCACUGCCACAACCCACCUUGCAGGAGCUUCUGCAAGACUGUCUGGAUCAAGCUUUGAGGCACUACCAAAGCCUCACACAGAGAGUACCCAGGGAAGGAGCCUUUCCAAUGACUCAGAACAGAGCAUUGCAGAUGAUGUUUGACCUCCGUUAUCUUAACACUACUUUGUCUGCCAAUAUGGAAGAAGACAAGACCACCAAAUUCCAUCAAGAUCCCAGGAUGCAGGAAGUUUGUGAUUGGUUGGAGAGUCACAUUGACCCUUUUGACCUGGAUGUGUUCACACCGCCACUGAAUGCAAACCUUAGUCGUCUCUCCCAAAGAACAUCGGUACUGUUUGGACUGGUGACUGGCUCAGAAAAGCAGUUUGCUCCGAGGAGCAGCAGUGUCAACUCUCAGGAGCCUUACAACAUCCUUCCAAUGGCCAACACUCAAAUCAGGUUUGGGUUGUUGCCCAUCAGCAUGUAUGAUGGGCGCAAAUUGAAGUCAAGCGCCAAAGGCUCCAGUGAACCACACCAGCUGCCUAUUCCAUCAUCCUCAGCAGACAGUCUGGAAAGCUUCCAGCCGGGCAGCCUCUUCCGACAGAUGGCAGAAGAAGAAGACACAAACUCUCAAUCUUUAUUUAAACUCGGUUGGCUAUCUGGCAUGAGCAAAUAACUUAACAUACACAUUUUUUGUCGUCAGCAUCAUGUCUAUUUGCUAAUUAGGGCUACGUUUGGAAUUUUACUCUGCCGCCUGAAUAACCAAACGGCACAUCUGAACAAAGGACACAUUUCUGUAUGAAAAUGAUUUUUAUUUAUGUCAAACUGUAAUUUUUUGAGAUAGAGCAUAUGGGGAUUUUUGUUAGCUGCAACCUUUCCAUCUAUGCAUCCAUUAUCUGAACCGCUUAUCUUAUAAUUAUCAAAAUUAUGUUUAGAAUAAAACUGUGGACUGAA